AUGGAUCGUCGCAGACCUCGUCCCCGAGGAGAACCUCCGGGUCGACACGGCGACGGCAGCAACCACCUGAGUGACGCCGAGGACUCUGUGAUCCUGCGAAAGCAAAAUCUCCGGCGCCGAUCGGACCGUGAAAGAGAUGACGAAUUUAUGGACAACGUUGGAAGCUGGGGGCCUGAUCCCGCGCGUGACUUGAUGUACUAUGGCCAACGCUCCACGAGAGGCGGCCCUCAAGGUAGACGGGGCGCAGUAUCUUACGACAGAAAUGACUUCAUGGACGAUAUGGAUUCGUUUGGUCCACGUGGAGGUUGUGCGGGAAACAAAAUGGCUCGCCAUAUGGACGCUAUAUUGGCCGAGAUGGAAUCGACUGAACGUGAAGGUCGUACAGGAGCCAGAGACAUUGACGACCACUUCAAUACUCUCAUCAUGGAUGACCUUCCAACACUCAGAAAGAGUCGCGCCUACAUGAGGGAAACUUUGAAAACGCUCAGAAGUGGCGAAGAGCGCAGAAGGCUCAGAGACAAACUUGGACAUGAUCACUGA
Molecule: messenger RNA, 540 nt
Organism: Letharia columbiana
Lineage: Eukaryota; Fungi; Ascomycota; Lecanoromycetes; Lecanorales; Parmeliaceae
Exons: 1
Coding region: 1-540 (179 amino acids)
Source: RefSeq, a predicted model, not a curated record